This is a messenger RNA of Adineta steineri, 711 nucleotides long. The record is from the annotation of a GenBank genome assembly. Lineage: Eukaryota; Metazoa; Rotifera; Eurotatoria; Adinetida; Adinetidae.
AUGCGAAGCGUACAAGCUCAUAAAAUAAAUGAAUUUAGUAGCAUUACAAUAGUUGGCGGUGGUGAUUGCGUCUAUGAAGAAGUUAUUGAAGCUGUAAAAUAUGAUUAUCCUAAAAAGGAGAUCACACUACAGAAAAUUGAACAUACAAAUAGCUCUGUAUUAGAAAUAUUAUUAGGUGGUUCUCGAAGUAAUAUUAAAAAUUAUUCGGAUGAAAAUGAUCAAAAAUUAGUUGAUGGAAUGUUACAAAAUAAACCCAAUAUAAUUACUCGUUCUAUCCGUAUGGUAUUAAAUCAAAAAUAUCAAUGUCCUGAAUGUGUAAAUAGCAAACGUCAAUUUACUCCGGAGGGACUUCGUGCACAUCUUUUAGGAGCAAAAAAACAUCUAACGUCUGUUAUAGAUGUGUCAAAAGUUCCUGUAAAUGUUAAGGGUAGUCAAAGGUUUUGUCCGAAGGGGAAAAUGAAAUUAAUUCUUCCGUCAACUGGAGAAGUAUUUGAAAGUUCAAAGAAAGGUAAAAAAUGUCCACGAUGUCCAACACAAAAACAAAAAUACAAAACAAUAUUAUUGUUUAAACAUUUGCAAGAAAAACAUCCAGACAAUGGAAACGUUCAAAUACGAUGUUGCAGCGAAGAGAUUAUCUACAAAGAUCUGAAUGAAUUCUUUCAACAUAUUUUACAUGAUCCAUUCGAUAUGACAUAUAAAAUAUACGCUUAA